CCCUCAUCCUCCUCAAGAUUAUCGCUAUGGCCUCAAGACCCACUGUGAACGUCCGCUCGACCAGCGGAGAGGCCUCCAGCUCUCUCCCUCUUCCUUCCGUCCUGACUGCGCCAAUACGUCUGGACGUUGUUCAGCAAGUGCACAAGAGCAUUGCUAAGAACAAGCGCCAGGCCUAUGCCGUCAACGUGAAGGCUGGUCACCAGACUUCCGCGGAGUCUUGGGGUACCGGUCGUGCCGUUGCACGUAUCCCCCGUGUUGGUGGCGGAGGAACCCACCGCUCCGGCCAGGCCGCGUUUGGUAACAUGUGCCGUGGCGGUCGAAUGUUCGCGCCGACCAAGACCUGGCGCAAAUGGCACGUUAAGGUCAACCAGAACCAGCGUCGCUUCGCCGUCGUCUCUGCCCUGGCGGCUUCUGCUCUGCCUUCCCUCGUCCUCGCUCGCGGCCACCGCAUCGAGCAGAUCGAGGAGGUCCCCCUCGUCGUUGGCUCCGCCGUUGAGUCUUUCAAGAAGACCAAGGAGGCCGUCGCGCUCCUGAAGUCCCUUAACGCGUACGCCGAUGUUGUCAAGGUCUCCAGCUCCCGGAAGCUCCGUGCGGGUAAGGGAAAGAUGCGUGGUCGCCGCCACAGGCAGCGACGCGGUCCUCUCGUCGUCUACGACAAGGACGAGGGCAUCGUCAAGGCUUUCCGCAACCUUCCUGGUGUUGAGGUUGUCAAUGUCCGCCGCCUGAACCUCCUCCAGCUCGCACCGGGUGGUCAUCUUGGUCGUUUCGUCAUCUGGACCGAAGGCGCCUUCGGUCUCCUUGACGAGGUCUUCGGCACCUUCGACAAGGCAUCUGUCUACAAGAAGGACUACAUCCUCCCCACGUCGAAGGUCACCAACCCUGAUAUCACUGGCAUCAUCAACAGCACGGAGAUCCAAUCCAUCGUUCGCCCUGCUGGCCCAAAAAUUCAGAAACGCCCCUGGACCCAGCACAAGAACCCCCUCACCAACAAGGGUGUUCUCUUCCGCCUCAACCCCUACGCCAAGACCAUCCGCAGGCAGGAGCUUCUCAAGCAAGAGCGCAAGAAGGCCAAGGGCACAAAGAAGCCCAAGCAGCCCAAGGCUGCGGGCGAGGCCUUCCUCAACACCCUCUUCGCCCCUUAAACGCGCCACCGCCCUCUGUUCGCCUUUUCGUCCGAAAAUCUCGUGUGGAGUGGGAAGUUAAGGGGGGACCGUGUCUUACGCUAUUUGAUCACGGUUUCGACUAUGUCACUUGUACAAGCCCAUGUUCGCUUAGCAUGCCGAAUUGCACCGAUUAUGCC
Messenger RNA from Punctularia strigosozonata HHB-11173 SS5, 1300 nucleotides. RefSeq lists its product as uncharacterized. Gene Ontology annotation, cellular component: ribosome; cytosolic large ribosomal subunit. Lineage: Eukaryota; Fungi; Basidiomycota; Agaricomycetes; Corticiales; Punctulariaceae. The transcript has 6 exons. Gene Ontology annotation, biological process: translation. Gene Ontology annotation, molecular function: structural constituent of ribosome; RNA binding. The record is from RefSeq and is a predicted model, not a curated record. Bases 27 to 1142 code for a protein of 371 amino acids.